CAGCAUGUUGCUGUUAAAAAAAAUUUCCCGCAAUAUUCUUCACGUUUGUCUUGAUAAGCUUUAAAUUUUCCAUAGCAUUCCAAUUGUAUUAAUCGCGAAUUAUGAACCACGUACUUGAAAUCGGGUCAAAAAAACCCAUCAUAAAAAUUAAGCAAACUGAUUAAUUUUUCUUCUACAGGAAGACUUUCUAUGAACUGCACUGUUUACUAUAAAUUAUGGCUCUCAAUUCAUUGGGUAUGUCAGUCAAUUGAUACUCUUCAACUGAAUAAAACAAAAUGAAUUACGAUAAAGUUUUCAUUCUUAUAGUGAAUGUGAUUUUAUUCACCAAGUGUGAUAUUAUUCAAAUCGAAGAUGGGUAUUUAGAAGGAAUGGUUAUGACUUCUCGGAAGGGAGUCGAUUUCCAUGCAUUUAUGGGAAUUCCUUACGCAGAACCGCCAGUUGAAAAUUUAAGAUUCCAAGCACCAGUACAAAAUAAGAAUUGGGAGAAUAUUUUAAAUGCAACGGCUUACAGUCCAGCAUGUAUGCAAACAUUCAACUCUAGAUUUGGAAGAUCUGAGGACUGUUUGUACUUGAACGUUUUCACUAGAAAUCUUGAUGUCAACGCUUCUAAGCCUGUGAUAGUCUUUAUUCAUGGUGGUGCUUUCCGAAGUGGAUCUGGCGGUAAUCAUGGGCCCAAUCAACUAUUAGAUCGUGAUAUUGUCCUUGUUACUAUAAACUAUCGAUUAGGAGCAUUUGGGUUCUUAGCACUAGGAACUAAAGAAGCAACUGGAAACAUGGGACUUAAAGAUCAAGCAAUGGCAUUAAAAUGGGUGCAAAGAAAUAUUGUAUAUUUUGGAGGUGAUCCAAAUCUAGUAACACUUGCCGGUACAUCUGCUGGAGCUCAUUCAGCAUCCGCUCAUUUAGUCUCGGAAAUGUCAUCAGGUUUGUUCCACAGAUUAAUAUCAUCAAGUGGUGCAAUAACAUGGCAGAAUGGUUUUGAAAGCGAUGGAAUCGCAUCUGCUAUCAAAAUGGCUGAAAGACUCAACUGCUCUACAAAUGUAUCUGAAAUGUUCGAGUGCUUCAAUCAGCGAACUUCCCAAGAAAUUAACGUGGCAGCUUCGAUCAACUUUUAUACCUGUCCUUUUUUGCCAUGGGUUCCAGUCAUUGAACCUGAUUUUGGUCAGGAACGAUUUUUCCUCGACGAUCCCAAUACUUUGAUUAGAAGUGGUAACUUUGCAAGAGUUCCAAUAUUAACUGGAAUCACUACUGAUGAAUUCAUCUCACCAGUAGUCACUCUUUUAAGUAAUCCCGAUUCUCUUGAGCAAUUGAAUGACAAUUUUACACAGUUUGCACCUAUUUGCUUUGCAUUUAGUGGAACCGAAAUCACAACAGAACAUGAGUUUGCUAGAACUUUGAAAAAUUACUAUUUACCAUUUGAAAGCAUCAACAUUACAGCCUUCAAUAGCUUGCGUCUGUUAAAUGCUGAUGGAACUAUUGGAUACGGAGUUCACAGACUUGUUCGCUUUGCAUCUCCACAUACUGAUGUUUACUACUACAAGUUUUCAUUUAUCGGGCGAUUUAGCAUUUUCAAUUAUCCAGGAAAUAAACCAUAUGGAGUUCAUCAUGGUGAUGAUACUCAAUAUUGUUUUACAAGUGGCAUUAUGGGACCGAUCAAUGAAGAUGAUCCAGAAAACACAACAGUUGAAAGAUUGACAAGAAUGUGGGAACAAUUUGCUAUUCAUGGAAAUCCAAAUGAUCAAGAUGAUGAGUUCUUAGCCGAAAUGAACUGGCCAAAGUAUGAUGUAGAAAAUGAAUACUUCCUUGAUAUUGGCAAUCACUUGGUCGAAAAGCAAGGAUUGUAUCUUGAGCAACCGCCAGUUGAAAAUUUAAGAUUCCAAGCACCAGUACAAAAUAAGAAUUGGGAGAAUAUUUUAAAUGCUACGGCUUACAGUCCAGCAUGCAUGCAAACAUUUCCUUCUAUACUGGGGAUAUCUGAAGAUUGUUUGUACUUGAACGUUUUUACCAGAAGUCUUGAUGUCAACGCAUCUAAGCCUGUGAUAGUUUUUGUUCAUGGUGGUGCUUUCCAAAUUGGAUCUGGUGGUCAUCAUGGUCCUACCCUUCUUCUAGAUCGUGAUAUUGUCCUUGUUACUAUAAACUAUCGAUUAGGAGCAUUUGGUUUCUUAGCACUAGGAACUAAAGAAGCAACUGGAAACAUGGGACUUAAAGAUCAAGCAAUGGCAUUAAAAUGA
Molecule: messenger RNA, 2228 nt
Organism: Chironomus riparius
Lineage: Eukaryota; Metazoa; Arthropoda; Insecta; Diptera; Chironomidae
Source: the annotation of a GenBank genome assembly